Messenger RNA from Halichondria panicea, 1877 nucleotides. Its product is annotated as probable methyltransferase-like protein 25. The transcript is spliced from 11 exons. The record is from RefSeq and is a predicted model, not a curated record. Lineage: Eukaryota; Metazoa; Porifera; Demospongiae; Suberitida; Halichondriidae. Bases 16 to 1671 code for a protein of 551 amino acids.
CCAUACCUAUUAAAAAUGAUGAAAAUGUGGAUGCCAUCUGCAGAUGAAACACUCAAGAAGCUGAAGCAACUCUACUCCUUUAUUGGCAGGUACAGAUCAAUUUGUGAGGCUCACUCUGUGGAUUUCUAUUUGCAUGACAACUGGAGUAACUGUCUACCUCAGAGCUGGAGGGAUGAGAUUGUAAGCAUCGAUGAGUGCUGGUAUGUCAAUCCCCCUAGUGGAGGAGGACCUAUGAAAGAAGGUUCUUUGAUGGAUUUCUUUUGUGAAGCAAAGAAAUUAAGACUGCCCUUGACUGUUGAUGACAUACCGGUACCACAAAAGACAGUUCCCAAAAUGGCUUCAUUUGCCAUGUCGGCCAAGAAAAGCCACGAAGUCAAAAGAUUCUCACAAUUUGUGUGUGAUGAUGUCCUGAAGCAAUGUGAACAUGUACAACAAGUGGUUGAUGUGGGCAGUGGUAAGGGCUACUUGAGUGAGUAUCUGGCUCGGUGCUCGGGAGUGACAGUGGUCGGCCUGGACUCUCAGCCCAUGAACACUCGAGGAGCUUUGAACAGGAAACAAAAGGUGUCGAAGAGGUGGAAGAAGAAAGCUAAGGCUGGAGUCCUUAAACGAUCGCUUGCUGAUUUAUCAAGAAAGGAUAUAUCAUUGACUGAAGAUAGUUUGAGCAUAUCCGACCUUUUCAAUGAACUAAGCUCUACGUUAUCCGCUCCUGAAGAUUCCAGCGACAGCUGUCUGAAGGUAAACACUUCCAAUGAUGUACCUGAUUCAUCAGUGUCAGCUCGUUUGAAACCAGUUGCUGUUAAAACAGAUGUGUUGCAAGCAGUGGCUGUUGAUGAUUCCAACCAUUAUAUUGAAACUGACUCACUUACAGAGCCUUUAAUGAAUUCUGCUUCGAGUUUUGUCCCAAUCACCAUUGAAAUCAAUCCCAGUGAUUACAAUAGACUACUAACAGAAGCAGAACAGUUGUCUGAUGGAAGGUUCAUUUCUCAGGAGCCGUUCUGCAUCAUUGGGUUGCAUGCUUGUGGAGAUCUGACCUCUACUGCUCUUAGAAUGUUUUCGUCGCUUCCAACAGCAGCUGCAGUGUGUGUUGUGGGAUGCUGUUACCAUCACAUUACAGAGGAAGGAGGCACUACUGGCUUCCCCCUUUGCAACUACUUGAGAUCAAUUGAUGCUCACUUGGGGAGAAAUACUCGCAUGCUGGCAUGUCAGACUCUGGCUCGGUUUACUGAAACAACAUCUGUUGAAGCUAUUCUUAAGAUACACUGGCGAGCCAUGUUACAAGUGGUGUUGUCAAGGCAUUUCUCUGAAUUAUUCAAUGCUGUAGAGAGGCUCAAAACUGACUUAGUUGUUGGUCGAAUGAAAAAACCUGUCAAAACUUUUCAAGAGUAUUGUGCAAUUGCUCUGCAGAGGCUGAAACUGGAUGUCAAUAGAAUAAAUCCAAGUCAUUUGACUUCAAUUGAACUGGAGUACUUAUCAAGAAUCACAAAGCUGCAGCAGUUUAUUCGGGUUAGGGCAGUUUUGGCUGCUUGUAUCGAGAGUGUUAUUAUUUUGGACAGACUUCUUUUUCUUCAAGAGCAGCAUGACAUUGCAACGGCCGGUCUUGUACAACUGUUCGACCCAGUGACUUCACCUAGAUGCUAUGCCAUUGUUGCACUAUCGAGCCAUGCCUGUUGAGAGCCAGGUGAUUCAACUCAUGUGCUGAAGUUUUGUGUGUGGUAUCUUUUUUUCUGACCUAAGAGAUUUUUACUUAAACGAUCGUUCAUAGUUUGGACUUGAUGGCUUCGUUAUGAAACUCUGCUCGUGAAACAUUUUGCUCUACCAUUGUGUAACGUCGUUUUUUAAGUUUGAAUAUCAUACUGCAUUAAUUCUAUAUGAACGUA